Molecule: messenger RNA, 903 nt
Organism: Hyaloscypha bicolor E
Lineage: Eukaryota; Fungi; Ascomycota; Leotiomycetes; Helotiales; Hyaloscyphaceae
Exons: 2
Coding region: 1-903 (300 amino acids)
Source: RefSeq, a predicted model, not a curated record
AUGUCUGGCAUUGAGAUCGUCGCAGGCGUGGCCGCCAUUGUGACUGCAUUCAAUGGAUCUGUCAAGUUGUAUAGGUCUUGGAGGGAGAAACAAAGAGAGCGCUUGGAGCCCAAGGAGAACCAGAAUCUUGAACGGUCUUUGACGAUUGGUGGGACGACUGUUCAGCGGGAAUAUGAUUGUCAUUUCGCGAAGCUGGGGCCUGAGUUUGCUGUUGGCGAUGAUCGAGCGAGGGCUGAGCUGGCUGGUUACGUGAUCAAGCUGCAGCAUACAAUCAUCACAUUGAUGACGGAGUCAAACUCCUCUAAUAACCUCGUCUUGCCGAGUCUGCCUGCAAUAUAUUCCACUUCUGAGGAUACGAGGAAGGGAGUCGUGUCUGCCAUGGCACAGCAGUAUCAACGAAUGGUUCAAGCUAAGCCUCUGAGUGGCUCGUAUCUGACCAAAAUACUCUCUGGUUCCAGGCAAGCGAUUACUUGGGGCACAUCGUCUGCCAGCUCUUUGCCUCCACUCUUCCGUAUUUGCACAGAACUUGACCUCAACUACAAUCAGAAAUAUAGGCAGCAACGUCGGGUCUGCUGUUGUGGGUUUGCAGCAGACUGCUGGGGACACGACGCUGGCUGGGCUGGCCUCCUAUGGGUCAGACCCAUGGGAGAAGGAAUCGACUGCAAGGUAGCGAUUGAGCAUCAGGGGCUCUGCCAGUAUCAUUUUCGGCCCAAUGACCGAAACCCGCGACGACGUUCCGAACACCUCUUAUACUACCUUCUCUGCUAUGAAUCGUCAUCUGGAGAGGAGGAUGUCGAGAGAUACACGAGGGAGCAGAUGCAGUCUCACUUUGAGGACAAACACACGCUUUCCGAGCUCAGGAGCAAGAAUUUGGUGUACUACGUCUUGAGUGAAGAGUCAUAG